Messenger RNA from Physeter macrocephalus (sperm whale), 4233 nucleotides. RefSeq names its product FA complementation group I (gene FANCI). The record is from RefSeq and is a predicted model, not a curated record. Bases 90 to 4199 code for a protein of 1369 amino acids. Gene Ontology annotation, biological process: DNA repair. Gene Ontology annotation, molecular function: DNA polymerase binding. Lineage: Eukaryota; Metazoa; Chordata; Mammalia; Artiodactyla; Physeteridae. The transcript has 39 exons.
CCUGCUGCUGCCGGUAACGGAAGUGCGGCGGCGUUGGGUUGCGCGGACUUUUUGGAAGCUUGCGGAGGAGUUCCUUGAUAUGUGCAGCAAUGGACCAGAAAAUUUUAUCUCUAGCAGCAGAAAAAACAGCAGACAGACUGCAAAAAUUUCUUCAAACCCUGAAAGAAGAUGAUCUGGCUAAUCUCCUUCAGAAUCAGGCAGUGAAAGGAAAAGCUGCUGGAGCACUCCUGAGAGCCAUCUUCAAAGGUUUCCCCUGUUCUGAGGAAGCUGGAGCUCUUAGGAGACUUAAGAUAUACAGUUGUUGUGUCCAGUUGUUGGAAUCAGGGGAUUUGCAGAAAGAAGUAGCAUCUGAAAUCAUAGGAUUCCUAAUGCUGGAGGUUCACAGUUUUCCAGGAGCAUUAUUGGUUGAAUUAGCCAAUGAGUUUGUUGAUGCUAUCAAAGAGGGCAACCUAAUGAAUGGAAAAUCUUUGGAGCUAUUACCCAUCAUUUUCACUGCGCUUGCUACCAAAACGGAAAAUCUAGCUUAUGGAAAAGGUGAACUAAGUGGAGAAGAAUGUAAGAAGCAGUUGAUUAACACCCUCUGUUCUGGCAGAUGGGAUCAUCAAUAUGUAAUCCAACUCACCUCCAUGUUCAAGGAUGUCCCUCUGACUGCAGAAGAGGUGGAAAUUGUGGUGGAAAAAGUGUUGACGAUGUUCUCCAAAUUGAAUCUUCAAGAAAUACCACCCUUGGUCUGUCAGCUUCUGGUUCUCUCCUCAAAGGGAAGCCGGAAGAGGGUUUUGGAAGGAAUCAUAGCUUUCUUCAACAAGCUAGAUAAGCAACACAGUGAGGAACAGAGUGGUGAUGAGCUGUUGGAUUUUGUUACUGUACCAUCAGGUGAACUUCGUCAUGUGGAAGGCACUAUUAUUCUACACAUUGUGUUUGCCAUCAAGUUGGACUGCGAACUAGGCAGAGAACUACUGAAACUCUUAAAGGCAGGACAGCAAGGAGAUUUCAGUAGUAAUAUAUGUCCUUUCAGCAUUGCCCUCUUCCUCUCUGUAACAAGAAUACAAAGAUUUGAGGAACAGGUAUUUGACCUUUUAAAGUCUUUGGUUAUAAAAAGCUUUAAGGAUCUUCAGCUUCUCCAAGGCUCAAAAUUUCUUCAGAAUCUAGUUCCUCAUAGAUGUUGUGUUUCAACCAUGAUCUUGGAAGUGGUAAAGAAUAGUGUUCAUAGUUGGGAUCAUGUUACUCAGGGCCUGGUAGAACUUGGCUUCAUUUUAAUGGAUUCCUAUGGGCCAAAGAAGAUUCCUGAUGGAAAGACUAUUGAAGCCAGCUCAGGUCUUUCUAGAAUGCCAAACCAGCAUGCAUGUAAGCUGGGAGCUAAUAUCCUGUUGGAAACUUUCAAGAUCCAUGAGAUGAUCAGACAAGAAAUUCUGGAGCAAGUCCUCAACAGGGUUGUUACCAGAGGAUCCUCCCCCAUCACUCAUUUCAUAGACCUGCUUUCAAAUAUCAUCAUGUAUUCACCCUUAGUUCUUCAAAGUUGCUCUUCUAAAGUCACAGAAACUUUUGACUAUUUGUCCUUUCUGCCUCUUCAAACCGUACAAGGGCUGCUGAAGGCAGUGCAGCCCCUUCUAAAAGUCAGCUUGUCAGUAAGAGACUCCUUGAUACUUGUCCUUCGGAAAGCUAUGUUUGCCAGCCAGCUUGAUGCCCGAAAAUCUGCAGUUGCUGGGUUUUUGCUGCUCCUGAAGAACUUUAAAGUUUUAGGCAGCUUGUCAUCUUCUCAGUGCAGUCAGUCUAUUGGUAUUAGCCAGGUCCACGUGGAUGUCCAUAGCCGUUACAAUUCUGUCGCCAAUGAAACCUUUUGCCUUGAGAUCAUGGACAGUUUGAGGAGAUGUUUAGGCCAGCAGGCUGAUGUUCGACUCAUGCUUUAUGAGGGGUUCUAUGAUGUCCUUCGAAGAAAUUCUCAGCUGGCUAAUUCAAUCAUGCAAACUCUGCUCUCACAGUUAAAACAAUUCUAUGAGCCAGAACCUGAUGUGCUGCCACCUCUGAAAUUAGAAGCUUGUAUUCUGACCCAAGGAGAUCAGAUCUCUCUACAGGAACCACUGGAUUGCCUGCUGUGUUGUAUUCAACACUGUUUGGCCUGGUAUAAGAGUAGAGUGGUGCCCCUACAGCAGAAAGAAGAGGAGGAGGAAGAAGAGGGAUUCUACCAAGACUUAGAUGAUAUGUUGGAGUCUAUUACUAGUAGAAUGAUUAAGAGUGAACUAGAGGACUUUGAACUGGACAAAUCAGCAGAUUUUUCUCAGAACACUGGUAUUGGCAUCAAAAACAAUAUCUGCGCUUUUCUUGUUAUGGGAGUUUGUGAAGUUCUAAUAGAAUAUAAUUUCUCUAUAAGUAAUUUCAGUAAGAAUAAGUUUGAGGAGGUUCUGAGCUUAUUUAUGUGUUACAAGGAACUCUCUGACAUCCUUAAUGAAAAAACUGGUAAAGGCAAAACUAAAAUGGCCAACAAAACAAAUGACAGUUUUUUGUCCAUGAAAUUUGUGUCUGAUCUUCUCACCGCUCUUUUCAGGGACAGUACCCAAAGUCAUGAAGAGAGCCUGUCUGUUCUAAGGUCCAGCAAUGAUUUUAUGCGCUAUGCAGUGAGUGUGGCUCUGCAGAAGGUACAGCAGCUAAAGGAAACGGGGCAUGUGAGUGGCCCUGAUGGCCAAAACCCAGAGAAGGUCUUUCAGAACCUCUGUGACAUAACUCGGGUCUUGCUUUGGAGAUACACUUCAAUUCCUACUUCAGUGGAAGAGUCGGGAAAGAAAGAGAAAGGAAAGAGCAUCUCUCUGCUGUGCUUGGAGGGUUUGCAGAAAAUAUUCAGUGCCGUGCAACAGUUCUACCAGCCCAAGAUUCAUCAGUUUCUCAGGGCUCUGGGUGGGCUUUUCAGUUUUGAUAAAUUGGCUCUAUAUGCCACAGAUAAGGAGGAAGAAGAGGUGGAAGUCAGUGUCACUCAAAGAGCAGCAUUCCAGAUUCGGCAGUUUCAGAGGUCCUUGUUGAAUAUACUUAGCAGCCAAGAAGAAGACUUUAAUAGCAAAGAAGCCCUCCUCCUCGUCACUGUUCUCUCCAACUUGUCCAAGCUACUGGAGCCCUCCUCCACUCAGUUUGUGCAGAUGUUAUCCUGGACAACUGAGAUUUGCAAGGAAAACAGCUGGGAGGAUGCCUCAUUUUGCAAGGGCUUGAUGAAUUUGCUCUUCAGCCUCCAUGUUUUGUGUAAGAGUCCUGUGACCCUGCUGCGUGACUUGUCCCAGGAUAUCCAUGGACAUCUUGGAGACAUAGACCAGGAUGUAGAAGUGGAGAAAACAAACCACUUUGCAAUGGUGAAUUUGAGAACAGCUGCCCCUACUGUCUGUUUACUUCUUCUGAGUCAGGCUGAGAGGGUCCUAGAAGAAGUGGACUGGCUAAUCACCAAGCUUAAGGGACAAGUGAGCCAAGAAAUCAUACCAGAAGAAGCCUCUUCUCAGGCAACCCUACCAAAUCAUCCCAUUGAGAAAGCCAUCAUCAUACAAUUGGGAACUCUGCUUACAUUUUUCCACGAGCUGGUGCAGACAGCCCUGCCAUCAGGCAGCUGUGUGGACACCUUAUUAAAGGACCUUUGCAAAAUGUAUACCAUUCUUACAGCGCUUGUCAGAUAUAAAGGCGCAGACAACCCAAGAAGGAUGGUAGACCACCUCACACCAUGUAUCCAAACAGCAGUGUGGCCAUUUCUGAGAAGGUGCAGCUCUGGCUACAAGUAUCUCCAGGUGUGUCAGCACUCCAGAGGAAUUCCAAAAAAUAUGGAAAAGCUGGUGAAGCUGUCAGGUUCGCAUCUGACCCCACUAUGCUAUUCUUUCAUUUCUUACAUACAGAACAAGAAGAGUAAGAGCCCAAAACAUACAGGAGAAAAGAAAAAGGAGAAAACUGCUGCUGGGCCCACAGCCAUGGCCAGAGCUCUUCGGGAAACCAAGCCAAUCCCUAAUCUCAUCUUUGCCAUUGAACAGUAUGAAAAAUUUCUCAUCCACCUUUCUAAGAGGUCCAAGGUGAACCUGAUGCAGCAUAUAAAGCUCAGCACCUCACGAGACUUCAAGAUCAAAGGGAACGUCCUGGACAUGGUUCUUCAAGAGGAUGAGGAUGAAGAUGAAGAGGGCACUGCAUCAGAGCUUGAGGGACAGAACAAAGAACCAGCCAAGAAGAAAAGGAAAAAAUAAAUGCCUGAGUUAAUGUGAACUUUGGGGCUUCUGC